This is a messenger RNA of Musca vetustissima, 2106 nucleotides long. RefSeq names its product gamma-aminobutyric acid receptor alpha-like. The transcript is spliced from 8 exons. Gene Ontology annotation, molecular function: extracellular ligand-gated monoatomic ion channel activity; transmembrane signaling receptor activity; neurotransmitter receptor activity. Gene Ontology annotation, biological process: chemical synaptic transmission; nervous system process; regulation of membrane potential. Gene Ontology annotation, cellular component: synapse; membrane; neuron projection. The record is from RefSeq and is a predicted model, not a curated record. Lineage: Eukaryota; Metazoa; Arthropoda; Insecta; Diptera; Muscidae. Bases 1 to 2061 code for a protein of 686 amino acids.
AUGACCAUAAUGUUGAUGCUGCUGUUACUACUCGUCCUGGCCAUGCCAUCGUCAACGAUGAUGCUACUGCUGAUGUUGUUGGCAAUGAUGCCACCGACAAUAGUGUCGCUGAUAAAUCUGAAACGAAUGUUAACUUCGUCGUCAUCAUCAUCAUCGUCGCUCCAUGUUACGAUCAAAAACAUUUGCUGUGGCAGGUCAUUUGGUCCUCUAAAGUUAACAUGGCUCAUAGCGCUGUACGGCUUGUUGUGGUAUGGCCUAACGACCACAAAAUUAACCUUGGUGGAAGCCGGUUCACACAUCCGACUAACACAGCGUAACAAUCAUGCUAACAUAUCGGAAUUAUUGGAUAAUCUAUUGAGGGGUUAUGACAACAGUAUACGACCGGAUUUUGGAGGUCCCCCUGCCACCGUUGAAGUGGAUAUUAUGGUACGCAGUAUGGGUCCAAUUUCUGAAGUGGAUAUGACCUACUCCAUGGAUUGUUAUUUCCGCCAAUCGUGGGUGGACAAACGUCUGGCAUUCAAAGGAGCCCAAGCCACCCUGGCGCUGAGUGUAUCAAUGCUGGCACGUAUCUGGAAACCGGAUACUUAUUUCUAUAAUGGUAAACAGAGCUAUUUACACACCAUAACGACACCGAAUAAAUUCGUGCGUAUCCAUCAGAAUGGCAGGGUGUUGUAUUCGAGCAGGUUGACCAUAAAGGCGGGAUGUCCAAUGAAUUUGGAGGAUUUUCCCAUGGACAUACAGAAAUGUCCAUUGAAAUUUGGUUCGUUUGGCUACACCACCGCCGAUGUCAUCUACCGCUGGAACAAAGAACGUCCGGCUGUGGCCAUUGCCGAGGAUAUGAAAUUGUCACAAUUCGAUUUGGUCGAUUGUCCGGCGGGUAAUUUAACGGAUGUUGUUUACAAAGCAUCUUCGCCCUAUCACGAGAAUCAUGGCCAUGACCAUCACCACAAUUACGACAACAGCAACAACAACAACUUCAGCCAAUUUGCCAAUCGCAACAACAAAACCCUGACAACUUUUGCCGGUCCAGGGGCAAAAAAUCAACAUGUUCGUGGUACGGGCAUCCAGUUGGAUACGGGUAGCGGUUUUGGUGUGGGUGGCGGUGCCGGUGGUGGUCACAUACGCUUAGAAUCGGAUCAAUCAUCGGAAUAUUCCAUGUUGAUGGUCAACUUCCAUCUGCAGCGGCACAUGGGCAACUUCCUAAUACAAGUCUAUGGACCUUGCUGCCUCCUGGUCGUCCUUUCUUGGGUAUCAUUUUGGCUGAAUCGUGAAGCGACAGCAGAUCGUGUAUCUUUAGGAAUUACCACGGUACUCACCAUGACCUUUUUGGGGUUGGAGGCCCGCACCGACCUACCCAAGGUCCCAUAUCCCACCGCCCUGGACUUUUUCGUUUUCCUCUCCUUCGCCUUCAUUUUCGCCACCAUUCUACAAUUUGCCGUUGUCCACUAUUUCACCAAAUAUGGUUCGGGUGAAUGUUAUUUUAUUAUCGAGGAACUAGAUUCCGACACGGAAACGGAGAGUGCGGUAAGGCAGACCCACAAAUUGGGUAUGACUCCAGAAUAUGAAGACACAAAUAGUAGUACCGAAACGAAAAUCUAUGAAGUAAUUCCGCUGGCAAUGUGUUCGAUUAAUAUACCUAAGGGAGGUUCGGCAAAACGUCGAUGUUCAAGGGAAAGGAAAUAUCGUGGCCGUCCAUCGGCAUGGCAAAAUUGUUGGAGCCAGUUGGUGAUUUGGUUGGGUUGCAGGCCAAAAAGAGGAAGGCAUAGGGCCCAUUUCGAUUCGUCGGAUGAAGAUGGUGAGGAGAUCCAUUUGCGGGCGAAUGAGGAUGUAACACCAAAUAAAAAAUAUUCCGGUCGCCGCCGUAUGUCCUACUAUCGUCGUGAGGAAUUGGAUGCCCGACGCAAAGGCAAACGUACACCACAAUAUAAUUCCGUAUCGAAAAUUGAUCGAGCCUCACGCAUAGUUUUCCCCAUUCUAUUUCUCCUGAUCAAUGUGUUCUAUUGGUAUGGCUACUUGUCACGAAGCUCACGAAUAUUGGCGCACAGUAAUUCGACCACCUGAUGUUACCUUUUGGCAAUUUAGACACCACGGCCGGGGAAGAAAUCA